Messenger RNA from Pelobates cultripes (western spadefoot toad), 3592 nucleotides. NCBI's taxonomy places the organism in Eukaryota, Metazoa, Chordata, Amphibia, Anura, Pelobatidae. The record is from the annotation of a GenBank genome assembly.
GAAGUUUGGCAACUCUCUUGAAUGUUUUCCACUUUUGAAUAAUCUUUCUCACUGUAGAAUGAUGGACUUUAUAGUUUAAAAAGGUCUUAUAACCCUUCUCAGUUUGAUGGGCAGCGACAACUACUUCUUUAAAGUCAUUGCUGAUGUAUUUCCUCCUUGGCAUUGUGUUAAACCUAAAUGCUCCAGACCAGCAAACUGCUAAAAUUUUGUCUUUUAUAGAGGAGGUCACAUUUACUGGGGAUCAAUUAAGCAAGGGCAUUUGAUUAGCAGCUUCUGUCUGCUAUUUAGCCUCUUAAUUCAUAUGGAAGCAGUAAGGGUGUAAAUACCUUUUCACUCAUGGCUUUUCCAUUCUGGCUUUUAUUUGCAUUGAAUAAAUCAUGACACAAUGCAAUAUGUCCAGUGUUUUUGUUCAUCUGAGAUUGUAUUUACUUAAAUAUAAGACCUGCCAAGGAACAGAUUAUUGUUAUGUCCUGGUAUGUAAAACCAUAGAAUUCAAAGAGGGUGUACUUUUUUUUUUUCACAUGACUGUAUAUCUCUUUGUGGGAGGAUAUGUGUUGGGGGGAAUUGCUUGUGAAGUGUUGUAAAUAUGGUUGAGCUGCUUGUGUACAUGCCCCACCCCCCCCUCCCUGCAGGGUAACAACAGGAAAGGGGAAAUAUAUAUAUAUAUAUAUAUAAUAAUUUUUUAAUUUUUUUUUAUAAUUUAAGACAGCCCCCUUUACAAACACUACACCCCUAUGCACACAAUAUAUGUGACCAGGGAGGAGCACUGGCUACAGCAUAUGUUUGUACUCCACGUCAAAGCAUGAUGCAGUACUGUGUCUUAUGUUCUUAAGGGAUUAAACACAAUUUAAAAUAAUAAUAGGAUUACAAUAACAUACAUUGUAAUAAAUGCAAUUUAAUUGUUUAUAUUCUCCACAUUUCAACAAGGAAUUGCAAAAUAGCUUGCAUGACCUCUCGUGUGCGGCUCCUUUCCUAUGCAAUUGCCUGCCUGCCUACCGCCAUCAGACUCUCCCCUAGUCUUCAAACAUUUAAGAAGUGCCUUAAAACACAUCUAUUCAGGAAAGCUUAUGGCCUCCAAGAGUAACCUCUACCUUACAUAUCUGUCUCUUGCUCUCUCCUAUAGGGCAGUGCUUUACUGUCUCCUCCAGCUCUGCUUCACUCCCACCUUAUUUGAUUGAUAUUUUCUGUCCUAAUGUGUCUUAUACCCCACCUCCUAUAGACUGUAAGCUUGUUUGAACAGGGUCCUCUUCAACCUAUUGUUCCUGUAAGUUUUCUUGUAAUUGUCCCCCCCUUCUCAUAAUAUUGUAAAGCGCUACAGAAUCUGUUGGCGCUAUAUAAAUGGCAAUAAUAAUAAUGUAAAUACAAGUAGCAUACUUUUUUUAAGUUUUACUAGGCUUUUAUUGAGUAAUUAAACUGUUCCUGUUAUAUUUUUAAACAUUUUUAAAAAAUAAUUUAUAUAUUUAUAUACGAGGUAGGGCAACAGGGCCUGACUGUCAUGGCAAUAGGUCACGUUUCACAGGAGCUCCUACCGAAACUCUACCUUCUCUUACCGGCAUUUUUGGCUCACAAACUAGGGCUAAAAUCCUAUUCUUGUACUGCCAAAUCAACUGGGAACACUUCCCGCUGUAAUUUGGUGCUGUUUGGCCAAAGAUUCCUACUGCCAUUUGUUAGGCCUAACAGGCGCUGUGGAAGGUAGAUGCGGCCAAUAGCCGGGCCCAGCCAGGACUCCACCAAACUGAGACUUCGGACCAAUGGGGAUGAUCACAGUCCCCACCCUGGAGGCUCCCCAGACGUGUAAAACCCUGUGGUAGUGCCACACUCACCAACUGUCCCAACAGAGGUACUUCUAAAAUGGCAGACGCCACAUGUGCCCCGCCCUCACUAUCACUUAUCGCCUUCAUGAAAUAUUUUAAUACUACUGGAGAAAGCUGAGAGACAAGUGGAACAAGCAUGUCUCGUGGGUCAUCCAUGACCCCCUGGGCUCUCCACGACGCACUCACUACCGACCGGAAACUACCACGACACAACCAAAAUGUAUCAGGCGCCGGAUGCCGAACAUCCAUGCCUCUGGAAAGCAGAAACCCAAAUCAGCAUGGCAUCUGCACAAAUAUGAGGCGUGCAUGGGGUGCACACACACAGACACCAACAAGCUCUACAGGACCAAUACCUGCACAUGGAGCACUAGGCCUGAAGGUCUCUACGAAUCUGGGGGACUGUAUCCAGCUCGCAACAGGCAUAGGCUGAACAGCUCGCCAGACAUCCUACUGCAUCCUACCCCAGCUUGAUGCAAAUAUCUUUGAUUUUAAUUUACUUUAUAAUCGUUUCGUAUCUGAAUUACCUCAUAACACCUGGGGGUAGUAUAAGGUAAUCCACUUUGCGUGGUUUAAUGGUUAUUAAGCAUGCUUACAUUUAUUCUCUUGCAUAAAAGUAACAGUACUAGUGAUUUCUACAUGCACUGUUAUUUUAAUUUAAAAUGAGGCUCUAAUAUACCGUGUGUAAUAGAAACAUAGAAUGUGACAGCAGAUAAGAACCAUUCGGCCCAUCUAGUCUGUCCAUUUCCUAAAUACUUUCAUUAGUCUCUUACAUCUAGGAUAGCCUUAAACUCCCUCACUAUGUUAACCUCUACCACUUCAGCUGGAAGUCUGUUCCAUGCAUCUACUACCCUAUCAGUAAAGUAAUCCUUCCUGAUAUUUUUAAACCUUUGCUGCUCUAGUUUAAGACUAUGUCCCCUUGUCGUAGUUUUUUUUCUUUUAAAUAUUUUGUUUUCCUUUCAUGUGCGCAUAGCUUUGGUUCAGCACUCUACUAUGAUUCUUGUACAACCACUUCAUGUCUCUGCAUAUAUGUUGCACUGUUCAACUCCUGUUAUUAUGCAUUGUGCCUUAAUAAAAAUGUCGAUUGACAAAAAAAAAAUAUAUACAAUGUAAGCCCAGGUUUCUGUGAAUGAGAAAUCUGUAGUCCACUCUAUGAUAUUAUUAUUUUUAGAAUAAACAAAAAGGACUUACCUUAUAAUUGGUACAAAUAAACACAGAAAAACAUAUUGCAUUGCACCACAGGCAUUUAAAAUACUGCUAGCAAAAGUAAAAUUUUGCCUGGACAAACAGCGAGGUUGUAAGAAUGUUUAAUAGAAUUGAGUGCCUUGAAGACUGAAAGUUGUACCACUGUGCUCUCUAAGAGGGUGAGACAUUCUUGUUUAAUAAAAGAUUGUCCCACCCUCAUUUGCUUAUGUUGCCACGUUUGUCUCUCUUCUCUGCACAGUGGAAAGCUGAAAGUUAUUGAAAUCCCAGAUUCUGUUUGGCUGCUAAAAUCAUAUUCUCUCAGCAAAUGUUUUUUGUUCAAAUAAAAUAUGUCUUCAUAUGCAGUUCAAAUACUGCCACAUCCACUUAGAAAAUCAGUCACAUAUUUUAGUGGUAACUACAGCAAACCUUACUAUAGCUUGGUUUGAUUAAAAGGAUAUGAAUCUCUUGGUAGCAUCUAUUUAAAUCGAUUUAUAUAAAUUAACUUUCAGGUGACACAUGCACAUGAAAUGCAAUUGUUGAGAAUUGGUAGAAUCCAUUAUAGAAUUGAGAUAGUAUUUCCACUAAAUAAGAAACAA